UUUAGUGUUCAGUACUUGGUCAAACCUUCGAUAUGAAGCUGCUCCGUCUAAGCCUUUUGCUUCUCCUCGUUGUGAAGCCCCCGAGUCCCUGUGAAUCAAAGCGCUUGGUUGGACCCUUUUCUGCAGGUCCAUCUGGCAGGAUUAAGGGCGGCGAGGAAGCCGAGGUCGGAUUUGCUCCGUACCAGGUUUCCCUGCAACCCAUAGUGGGUUCCCACAAUUGCGGUGGUGCCAUCCUAAACGAAAACUGGAUCAUAACAGCCGGACACUGCGUGGAGAACUUUGUUCCCGCCCUGGUCAAUGUGAUCACGGGCACCAAUAAAUGGGCCGAGCCGGGAGCCGUCUACUACACCGCCGAGAUUCACAUGCACUGUAUGUACGACCAGCCCUACAUGCAUAACGACAUCGCCCUGUUGAAGCUUACCCAGAACAUCACCUUCAAUGAGCUGACCCAACCGAUCGCCUUGCCAAUCAGACCAGUUCAAUCCGGCGACGAGAUCGUCCUCACGGGCUGGGGCUCCGAUGUGGCCUACGGGAGCUCCUUGGAGGACCUGCACAAGCUGACCUUGGGCCUGGUUCCCUUGAAUGAGUGCUACGAGACCUUCAACCGAACCAGCAGCAUGGGCGUGGGUCACAUCUGCACCUUUUCGCGCGAGGGCGAGGGCUCCUGUCACGGCGAUUCCGGAGGCCCCCUGGUGAGCAAUGGCCACUUGGUGGGUGUGGUCAAUUGGGGACGACCCUGCGGGGUCGGACUGCCCGAUGUGCAGGCCAAUGUGUACUACUACCUUGACUGGAUUCGCAGCAAGAUUAGCGGCAACGACAAAUGUUACUACUGAUGUACUUUCCAAAAUUUAAUAGGCAAUUGCUUGGAAAACUGUUACGUUUUGGAGGGAAAUAAAGAAAACUUAAUCUAUAUAAU
Drosophila teissieri is the source of this 916-nucleotide messenger RNA. RefSeq names its product chymotrypsin-1. Gene Ontology annotation, biological process: proteolysis. Bases 33 to 833 code for a protein of 266 amino acids. Lineage: Eukaryota; Metazoa; Arthropoda; Insecta; Diptera; Drosophilidae. The transcript has a single exon. Gene Ontology annotation, molecular function: serine-type endopeptidase activity. The record is from RefSeq and is a predicted model, not a curated record.